Molecule: messenger RNA, 639 nt
Organism: Macrosiphum euphorbiae (potato aphid)
Lineage: Eukaryota; Metazoa; Arthropoda; Insecta; Hemiptera; Aphididae
Source: the annotation of a GenBank genome assembly
AUGGUUCGGCGUAAGAGUAACACCGCCUACAACUUCAGAAGUGGGAUUAACUCGAUUCAACCGGAUGAAAACCGCGGAGCCGCGCACAUGCACGACCACGAUGUCGCUGUCAAUGGCGACGGUGCUCACGAAGCUGCCCUAACACCUGCAAUUGUUACACCACCCGCGAGUGGCGAAGGUUCCAAUCAGAAUGCAACUCCUGACUUGAACGCAAUGUUUCAAUUACUGAUGGAACAAAAUCGUAUGCUUAUGCAACAACUCUCUGUUUCGAAUUCAAAGACGAAUAAUGAACAAAGUAAUUCGUUUUAUGUCAUGCCGGAUUUGAACAAAAGUGUUAAGUCGUUUACGGGUCGCGAAUCCGGCUCGGAAGCAAAGGAUUGGCUCAAAACUUUUAUUGGAAUGGCCGAAAUUAACAAAUGGUCCGAUGCAUUAAAAAUUGAGUCAAUUCGUGCAAAUUUGAAUGGUCCAGCUCAGCAAUGGUUUAAAAGUCGUCGGUUCAGCUCUUGGGAAAAUUUUGAGCAACAAUUUACGCGAACAUUCAUUGGUAUUCCAAAUCGUACAGAGCUAUGGCACACAUUGGUCGCCAAAUGUGUGCCAUAUUGGUCGCUAGGACGCAAUCGAAGAAUGAAGCAACUAUAG